UGCAGUCAGCCGUACAUGGAGAAUGUCUCUCUUCUUCUACUAGGCCAGUUUUCUGCUCCGUCACGUGAUAUUGCGGAUGGGCUCUCGAUUCAAAUCCGGGUUGAAACGAAGUGACUUGAGAAAAAAUGGCCGAGAAGAAGAAAGAUAAGAGUGAGGAGGUGGUAGAGUAUCUUCUAGAUAAGAGUGAAGAGGUGGUAGACUAUGCCAAGAAACAGAGAUGGUGGAACAAAGUUUUUGGCAAGAACUCUGGGCCAGUAGCAGAGAAGUAUGAUGUUGCCACCCAGCUUGCCAUUGGUGGAGUGUCUGGCUGGUGUGCUGGGUAUUUGUUCCAGAAAGUUGGAAAGCUGGCGGCUUCAGCAGUGGGUGGAGGCUUCUUUUUGCUUCAGAUUGCCAACCACACAGGGUACAUCAAAGUGGACUGGAAGAGAGUGGAGCGUGAUGUAAACAAGGCCAAGAAGCAGCUGAAGUUGAAUACAGAAAAGCCCAGUAAGGAAGUCAGGACAAAAGUGGAUGAGGUGCAGACAUUUGUGAAGAAGAAUAUUGUCCUCACAGGAGGUUUUGCUGGUGGAUUUCUGCUGGGCUUGGCCUCCUAAAUCUACAAAUUAAUCUCUUUAUUUAAUAUUGUGUCAAAUACAAGGCUGAAAAAAAGCUUAAACCUAACCAGCUAUCUAGAUAUGCAAGUAGACUACAUAUCAAUAAUAUGUCAAACUGUAACUCAUAGGCUUGAUGUGUGUUGUUGGGCUCAUGAGAAUGCGUCCAAUUGAAAACACAACCAUUUAAAAAACUAUGUUUAUCAUUGAGGCUUAUGCAUGACCUAUUUAAUUUAUUAUUACAUUUUCCUAUGCAUUAUUCUGGUAUAAUACAGUACUUAUUUGAGAUAUGGUUUGAAAUCCACCAAAAUAUGUCUACCUGGAUACAUGUAAAUGCAUUCUGUCAGAUGGAACUGGAGCAAAGCCCUUUUAACUUGUUUUCCCUAAUUUGGGAUUUGUUUAGUAAUAUCCUUCAUUUUCUAAAUUGUUAAGAUCAAGGUUGUAUGUGUGUUUAUGUUCCUUCAAACCAAAGGGUCUGCGUUACAAACAGAAAUACAUGUGUGAGUAAGUACUGUACAAGGGGACUAAGAGGCUGCAGUAACACAAGUUUGAAUGGUAUUAGACAUCAUAUUUUCUUACCUAAAAUUCCAAAGUGUAAUUCAAGGACAAUCAUGGUGUGUGCAUGUUAAUCAUCCCAAAUAGUAGUGACUUAUUUACCAGUGGAUGAGGAUGCGUGUCAAGUUCUUACUUGAGACCAGGGAGUUAGAAAGCCAGACUGGACAUAUCUGGCGUUCUAAAUCCCUGCUUGAGACUGAGGUCUGAGUCAGAUUUGUUUGCAAGUACAGAUUGUGUUGAUUUAAAGUUGCAUGAUCAAAAGCUGCCGCACAGCAUACAAGAGUCCAGUGUAUUUACAAAUGACUAAGGACAAUUAUGGAAUGUACUGUAAUACAUGGAACAUAUCAAUAAGCCUUUGGUAGAGAACAUGUGAUGAGGUAAUGCACUGAUAGGAAUGCAGGUUUGCUACAAUUAUUUCUCCAAUGUUUAUCCUCCUCAAUGCAACCCUUACCCAAUUACUUAGCAAAGUGUAAAAUGUGCUGUUCAAAAGCUUCAUAGUAUUUUUUUCACCGUUUAAAAUUCUAUAUUUUGUUACAAACAAAAUGUAAAAUUCUGGGAGAAGUAAUAAAAAAGUGAACUGUCUUUUUAGAAUGA
Oncorhynchus mykiss (rainbow trout) is the source of this 1739-nucleotide messenger RNA. RefSeq names its product FUN14 domain-containing protein 2. The record is from RefSeq and is a predicted model, not a curated record. NCBI's taxonomy places the organism in Eukaryota, Metazoa, Chordata, Actinopteri, Salmoniformes, Salmonidae. Gene Ontology annotation, cellular component: mitochondrial outer membrane. Gene Ontology annotation, biological process: autophagy of mitochondrion.